Molecule: messenger RNA, 2313 nt
Organism: Patiria miniata (bat star)
Lineage: Eukaryota; Metazoa; Echinodermata; Asteroidea; Valvatida; Asterinidae
Product: gastrula zinc finger protein XlCGF26.1-like
Exons: 2
Coding region: 168-2153 (661 amino acids)
Source: RefSeq, a predicted model, not a curated record
GCAAGUUGCUUCAAGUGCUUGUUCGUUGUUUGGGAGAUCAGGGAACAGAAUCUCCCAUGAUUUAAUUCUGGAAUCUGACAUUUCUGAGCCAAUCAAGGGAGACUUUACAAGAGUAACAUCCAGGUCUAUAACAAUGUCAUCAUCUAUGGCAUGCUGUGAAAAGAUGGAUGGUUGCACUACUUGACCCGUCAGGAUUACAAAAAAAAAACUUGAGAUGUGCUUGUUAUUCUCGGAGCAACAUGGAUGAUCAGCCAACACUAUCAACUGAGCAUCAACAAAACAUGAAUACAGACGUCAAGGCAUUUUACUGUUUGGUCUGUGAGAAAUUCUCAUCAAAAUUGUAUCCUAGUUUCGACCAAGGUGUCCACACUGAGGUGAAACCCUUUGUUUGUGAGACCUGUGGUAAAGCCUUUACUCAGCAAUGCUCUCCAAACAGUCAUGUAACCUUACACACUGGAAACAAACCGUCUGCUUGUGAGACCUGUGGAAAAGCCUUUUCCCGGCAAAGCGAUCAAUUGACACAUCAGAGGAUCCACACUGGUGAGAAGCCAUUUGUAUGUGAGACCUGUGGUAAAGCCGUUUCCUGGCAAAGCUAUCUACUGAUACAUCAGAGGAUCCACAGUGAUGAGAAGCUAGUUGCGUGUGAGACCUACGGUAAAGCCUUUUCCCAGCAAAGCGAUCUAUUGACACAUCAGAGGAUCCACACUGGUGAGAAGCAGGCCUGUGAUGAAAAGCCUCUUGCGUGUGAGACCUGUGGCAAAGCCUUUUCACGGGAAAGCCAUCAAUUGACACAUCAGAGGAUCCACACUGAUGAGGAGCAGGCCUGUAAACAGCCUCUUGCGUGUGAGACCUGUGGUAAAGCCUUUGCCCGGCAAAGCGAUCUAUUGACACAUGAGAGGAUCCACACUGGUGAGAAGCCAUUUUCAUGUGAGACCUGUGGCAAAGUCUUUGCCCGGCAAAGAUAUCUAGUGAUACAUCAGAGGGUCCACACUGGUGAGAAGCGAUUUGCAUGUGAGACCUGUGGCAAAGCCUUUGCCCGGCAAAGCGAUCAAUUAACACAUCAGAGGAUCCACACUGGUGAGAAGCCAUUUGCAUGUGAGACCUGUGGCAAAGCCUUUUCCCGGCAAAGCAAUGUAUUGAUACAUCAGAGGAUCCAUACAGGUGAGAAGCCAUUUGCGUGUGAGACCUGCGGCAAAGCCUUUUCCCAGCAAAGCUAUCUAUUAAAACAUCAGAGGAUCCACACUGGUGAGAAGCAGGCCUGUGAGAAGCCACCUGCGUGUGAGACCUGUGGUAAAGCCUUUUCCCGGCAAAGAGAUCUAUUGACACAUCAGAGGAUCCACACUGUUGGAAAGCCAUUUGCAUGUGACACCUGUGGUAAAGCCUUUGUCUGGCAAAAAUAUCUAUUGAUACAUCAGAGGGUCCACACUGGUGAGAAGCCAUUUGCGUGCGAGACCUGUGGUAAAGCCUUUUCUCACCAGUGUUCUUUGAACAGUCAUCAGACAUUACACACUGGAAACAGACCAUUUGUAUGUGAGACCUGUGGCAAAGCCUUUCCUCACCAGCAUUCUCUGAACAGACAUCAAACAUUACACCUUGGACACAAACCAUUUGCAUGUGAGACCUGUGGCAAAGCCUUUUUUCAGCGAGCAUAUCUGCGCAUACAUGAAAGGGUGCAUACUGGCGAGAAACCGUUCAUUUGUGCGACCUGCGGCAAAGCAUUUUCGCAGCGUGGAUCUCUAAUUGUGCAUGACAAAGUGCAUACCGGUGAGAAACCAUUUGUUUGCGAGACCUGUGGUAAAGCCUUUUCUCACCAAUACACUCUAAACACACACACGAAGGUCCACACCGGUGAGAAACCCUUUGCUUGUGCGACUUGCGGUAAAGCGUUUUCUGAACGAAGUGGUCUACGCACUCAUAGCAGACUGCACACUGGUGAGAAACCGUUUGAGUGCGCGACCUGCGGUAAAACGUUUGCCCAACAUAGUGGUUUGAGCAGCCACAAAAAGGUCCACAUCUCCAAGAAACCACAUGUGUGUGACUUAUGUGGCAGAGCAUUCAGACACAAAAAUGCUCUAUUUAAUCACCAGAAAACCCACAGCGGGGGGAGAAAUGAUAAUUCCUGUUGGAAUUUGCUGUCAAAGGACGAAUCAUGACCAAGGGUUAAGUGAGAGUAGGAGAGGUAGCAGCAUGUGGACAUAGUAUACAAAUAAUGAAUGUUUUGAGUGCAAUGGUGAGAAUAUUUUCAUGAGUUGAAAGAUUGAAUGUUCCAUUCAACGAGACGAAGCCGAGUUGAAUGGAACAUUCCAUCUUUCA